Paraphaeosphaeria sporulosa is the source of this 870-nucleotide messenger RNA. RefSeq lists its product as uncharacterized. Gene Ontology annotation, cellular component: mitochondrial outer membrane. Lineage: Eukaryota; Fungi; Ascomycota; Dothideomycetes; Pleosporales; Didymosphaeriaceae. The transcript is spliced from 4 exons. The record is from RefSeq and is a predicted model, not a curated record. Bases 86 to 598 code for a protein of 170 amino acids. Gene Ontology annotation, molecular function: nascent polypeptide-associated complex binding.
UUCUUCACCAUACACUCUCGAUCGCUUUGCCUUGCACAUAAAAGCACCGUCCAAAGUUUUCCACACAACAAGCUUAGCUACCAACAUGUCGUACGCCGACGUUGCUGCCAAGGGUCCCAAGCAGAGCCCGGAAGAGGCUCGCGCCCCUGCUCAACCCAUCGUCGAGCGCUCCGAUGACUCCGUCUCCUCUCUCGUUGACGUCGACUCGCCCCACGUCUCCUCCGUCCCCUCCGACUUCGAGCAGCAGUCCGUGAAGACCGAGACCCAGGCCGAGCGCAUCGAGUUCGAGAAGAAAGCCAAGGAGGCCUCCAAGGAAGCCGCCCACCAGGCGGAAGUCGCGAAAGAGAAGGCCAAGGAGAAGGCGAAGAAGGACGCGCACAUCGCUAAGAAGAACGCUGACAACCCUGUUGUCUUGGGCAAUGUUGUAACUGUCGGUAUUCUGGGUACCGUGCUGGGCGUCGGCGCGUACAGGAAGUAUGCCGCAAACGAGCUCACCUGGAAGGUUGUCGGUGCGUGGGCAGGUGUUGUCGGGCUUUUCGCCGUUGGCGACUACUACGUUUCCAACUACUUCUUCCAGAAGUACCCCCCGAAGAAGUAGUUGGCGAAUUUAUAUCACGCCAUCUCCUCUGUCCUGCCCUUCCCUUCCGAUAGAUUCCCACGGCUUUCGAACAGGAGUUCUUGACGGCGGUUUGGAGUUCCCGACGGACGGACGUUUUGCUUCCUUAAUAUCCCCGCGGCACCAGUAUGCGAAUGAAUCAAUAGUCAUCUCUCAUCUCUUUUGGAUGCAUGUUUGAAUUAGACUGUGUUUGUGCGUGCCAGCUAGGGUCUAGUUCUGUGUAUAUAUCGAGUCUACACUUUCUGAAUCCACGA